AUGAUUGGUGACAAAGGUGUCAAUUUGAGUGGAGGACAAAAAGCUCGCAUAUCACUCGCCCGUGCUCUUUAUGCUGAUGCUGACUUAUAUUUACUUGACGAUCCACUUGCUGCCGUUGAUCCAAAGGUGGCAAAGAACAUUUUUGAUCAAUGCAUCGGUCCUCGUAGUCUUCUUCGUGGAAAGACUCGAAUAUUGAUUACACAUCAGACACAUUUCUUAGUUGAAACAGAUCAAAUGUUUCUCUUGACAAAUGGUCACAUUGACGAAUUACCUAUUGAACAACGAUCCGCUAUUGAGCUAUUGGAUGACACAUCUGAAACAGAUUCGUCGAAUAAAAAGGAAUCAGAUUGGACACUUAACACAACUAUAAAUGAUAUGAAUUCGAUUGUAAAGAGUGAGGCAUCAGUUGACGGUGCCAUUAAAUGGAGUGUUUGGCUAGGACUAUUUACUUCACCACCUCUACGUUGGUUUGGCUUUUUUCUUAUGAUUAUUUUUAUGCUUGGUAAUGAAGCUCUAUACGAUUUUACAAAUAGUUGGCUCGCUCGGUGGUCUGGUCAACGUAAAAGUGAACAACGAUCAUCAUUUUAUGCUUACGUCUAUCUUGGAGUUACAUUUGCUACAUUGAUCGUUGCAUUAAUACGUGUCGGUUAUACUUUCUAUAUUAUGUUGUGUGGUUCAACCUAUUUUCACAAUCGAAUGCUCAAAGGUAUCUUGUAUACUUCGUUACGUUUCUUUGAAAGCAAUCCAAGUGGACGAAUAUUGAAUCGAGCAAGCAAAGAUCAACAAGUAUUAGAUGAAGCGUUACCUCUAGCUUUAAUUGAUACUACGCAAAAUUUACUUAUGACUUUCGGUUCUAUCGUAAUUAUUGGAAUAAACAAUCCAUGGGUGCUUCUAAUUCUUAUUCUUUUGGUUCCUGCAGUUUUAUGGCUUCGUCGAUUUUACAUGCGUUUGAGUCGCCAAAUGAAACGACUCGAAAGUGUAACACGUAGUCCUAUUUAUGCAUUGUUCUCAUCAUCAUUAGAUGGACUCACUAGUAUUCGUGCGUUUGACGUUCAAGUAGCAUUGCGCCAUCAAAUCGAUCCGUCGGCAGCAGCACUUAGUAUCAGCUAUUGUAUCAAUUUAACAGGUCUCUUUCAAUGGGCUAUACGACAAUCAGCCGAAAGUGAAAAUUUCAUGACCAGUGCUGAACGUAUUCACGAAUACGGUCAAUUAGUGCGAGAAAGCCAUCAGAACAGUAACAAAAGUGCCGAUCUUAUUCAACCAGCAGACGAUUGGCCUUCUCGUGGUAUUAUCGAAUUCAAAGACUACACUUUUCGCUAUCGACCAGAGCUCGAUCCUGUACUUAAAAAUCUCAAUCUACGAAUUAAAUCCAAGGAAAAAAUUGGAGUUAUUGGUCGGACAGGUGCCGGAAAAUCAUCACUUCUUUAG
This is a messenger RNA of Rotaria sordida, 1428 nucleotides long. The record is from the annotation of a GenBank genome assembly. NCBI's taxonomy places the organism in Eukaryota, Metazoa, Rotifera, Eurotatoria, Philodinida, Philodinidae.